This is a messenger RNA of Cuscuta europaea, 5671 nucleotides long. NCBI's taxonomy places the organism in Eukaryota, Viridiplantae, Streptophyta, Magnoliopsida, Solanales, Convolvulaceae. The record is from the annotation of a GenBank genome assembly.
UAUGGAGCGGUCCAUAGAACUCUAGGUAUUACCAUCCAGAAGUCAUACGAGAGGCCAGAACAACCCCAUCACCUUCCUUCUUCUCUUCUGUAAUCGCCCUGUUUACAGUGACAACCGAAGGCGAUUUCAAGAACUCUUUCGGACGGAGUUUAUCUUCAAAGCGGACAAGCAGAGUGUGAAGUUCUUUGAAGUCAAUAUCUUUGAUCGUAUUGAUAGAAUCGGAAAUUGAUUCAAACUCUGGACGAAGACCCUUCAAGGCGUGAUUGGUGAAGUUUUCGUCGUCCACCGGUCGUCCGGCCAUGGAGAGUUCAUUUGCGAGAGUCCGAAGGUGGUGAAGAUAUUCUCCUAUAGACUGAGACCCUUGCUGAUCAUGACGGAAUUGGUCUUUUAAUCCCCGAACAUUGGUGGCUGACCGGGUCCCAUAAAGACGCUCCAGCGUUUUCCAGACAGAGGCGGACGUUCGUGCAGAACCAAUUAAAGGUUUGCAAGCUGGACUGAGAGAAGAUACGAGGGCAUGGCGGAACAGACGAUCCUUCCAUCGGAGAUGGCGAGCUGCGUCGCUUUCUGGAGGAGGAGACACCUUUUCAUCGAUGUAGCAGUCCAGUUGGGAACCAAAUAGGAGGUCCAUCACCUGGUCUCUCCAUACCAGAUUUCAUUCAUGAGAUUUCUUGUUAACCAGCGGGGCAUGAAUUAUUCUUGAUGUAUAGUAGUGAAACUUCCAGUCUGGAAUUAUGGAAGUGCUUUCUACAUAUUGCCCACAAGAGGAGGCAGAAACAAGUCGUUUGCAUGUUGAAGAACAAAAUCAUCUGAAAUUUCUAGAACAAGACCAAACUGCAGAUUUUGAUGAUAUGAAAAGACAAGAUGGAGUACAAUGGACCAUUGAGGAUAUGACAACUUCUGAAACACAUUUUUCUGGGGAAGCAUGUAAUGAAAAUGAAGAGGGUGGCACAAAGUUGCCAUCUGAUUCCCAUGAGUCUGAGGAUGAAAACAUUGAAAUCUCUCAACCGUUUGUUAAUGAAACUGAAAGUGAGCAAGUUAAUGAGAACCAGGAGGGAGAAACCUUUCCAUGUGAAACCCCUUUGCUAGAAAGAGAUGAAGCUCUAGCAGUAUGGGUAAAGUGGAGGGGUAAGUGGCAAGCAGGAAUAAAAUGUGCCAGAGCUGACUGGCCAUUGUCAACUAUGAGAGCAAAACCAACCCAUGACAGGAAAAAGUAUCUUGUGAUUUUCUUUCCUCGUACUCGCAACUUCUCAUGGGCUGAUGUACUUCUGGUUUGCCCAAUUAAUCACUUUCCACAACCCAUUGCAUAUAAGACACAUAACAUUGGGGUUGAGAUGGUCACAGAUCUCACUCUUCCUCAUCGUUUCGUCAUGCAAAAGAUUGCUGUUGGCAUUCUGAAUAUCUUUGAUCAAUUACACAGAGAGGUUCUUGUUGAAACCUCUCGCUAUAUAGUAGUCUGGAAGGAAUUCACAUUGGAGGCUUCCCGGUGUAAAGACUAUCCUGAUAUUGGAAGGAUGCUUUUGAAAAUUCAAGAGAUCAUACUUCCUCAAUACAAAAGUCCGCUGUGGCGGGAAAACUUGCUUCAGUCUUGGGUUCAGCGUUGUCAGAAUGCAAACAGCGCAGAAGCUGCUGAAAUGCUCAAGGAGGUAUUGGUUGAUUCCAUUCUCUGGAAUGACAUAGGUUCACUCCCAAGUGAUCUUGCACAAGUUGAACUCAGCCUUGAAUGGAAGAACUGCAAACAAGAGGCUAUGAAAUGGUUUUCAGUAUCAAAUCCUUUACCAACCACCUGUGGAGACCCCCAAAAACCGACAACAGAUGGAAGCAGCCCACUGGAGGACGUGGGUCUUCAGCACUGCAAGAAAAGGGCCAAACUUGAAGUCAGGCGGCCCGAUACACAUCCCUUUCAGCCGGUGGGCCAUGAAGUAUCUCUAAUCGUUGCUGGUUCUGGUAUCUUUGGUGGCUCUGAUGCUCCUGUGGAUAACGCGUUGCUAAAUUCUGAGCAUACUAAAGCUGAGAGUAAUGGAUGGGGUGAUGUUAUUGUUGAAGCAUCAAAUUCUGAAGUGACACCUAUCACUAAGAAUCGCCAAUGCAUAGCCUUCAUAGAGGCAAAGGGGAGGCAAUGUGUGAGAUGGGCAAAUGAUGGUGAUGUCUAUUGUUGUGUUCAUUUGGUUUCCCGUUUUUCAAGCACCACCUCUUCAAAGACCGAGUCAACAACACCUCUUGAGGUGGGAGUGUGUGAAGGCACGACUGUUCUUGGAACUAAUUGCAAGCACCGUUCCCUCCUGGGUUCCUCUUUUUGCAAGAAGCAUAGGCCCAAGGGUGGUGAUAUUACAAAAGUGCCCUUUCCCUCCCCCGCGACCCAACCUAAGAAGAGAAAACAUGAAGAAGUCCUCGACGUGGACCCCAUCUCAGUCAUAGGUGGAAACAACAGCUUGGUCCCAAUGUCAGACUAUCAUCAGCAUAAAGAGUAUAGCAACGAGGCAGAUGAGCCACUGAUGUGUGUAGGAUUGUGGGCCCAAGAUGGUGGCGGAGAGACUUGUUCGGAAUCUGCGAAGCGGCAUUCACUGUACUGUGAGAAGCACCUGCCAAGCUGGCUUAAGCGUGCAAGGGACGGUAAGAGUAGGAUAAUCUCAAAGGAAGUGUUUGUUCAGCUUCUCAGGAGUUGUGGCAAGUCGAGGGAGCAAAAGCUGCAUUUGCAUCAAGCUUGUGAGCUGUUCUACCGGCUAUUCAAAACCCUUCUUUCCAGGAGAAAUUCUGUCCCGAAAGAAGCCCAGUUUCAGUGGGCCAUUGCAGAAGCUUCUAAAGAUGUGUGGAUCAGGGAGUUCUUACUGAAAUUGGUUUUUGGCGAGAAAGAGAGGCUCAAAAGGCAUUGGGGAUUCAGCUUUAAUGAAUCAGGAGCAGCUACCAAUCAUGGGGAUGAUGAUGAGAAUGUUAUUAGCUGCAAAAUUUGCUCUGACACAUUUAUGGAUGACCAAGAACUUGGGAGGCAUUGGAUUGAUAAACAUAACAAGGAGGCUGAAUGGAUGUUCAGGGGUUAUGUUUGUGCAAUAUGCCUUGAUUCUUUCACUGACAAGAAGGUUCUCGAAUCUCAUGUGCAGGAGAGGCACCACGUGGAGUUUGUGGAACAGUGUGUGCUUUUUCAAUGCAUAUCCUGUAGCAGCCAUUUUGGUAACCAAGAUCAAUUAUGGUCUCAUGUGCUUUCUGUUCAUCCUUCCAACUUCCGACUAUCAAAUCCUCCUCCACAUCUUCAACCUCAACCUGGUAGUCUUUCUGGUAGUGAAGAUUUCUUGCCUAAUGUAGAAAGCAUCAACUCUGAGGACAAAAAAUUCAUAUGCAAGUUUUGUGGGAUGAAGUUUGAUUUGCUUCCCGAUCUUGGCCGACAUCAUCAAGCCGCUCAUAUGGGUCAUAGUCUUGUUAGUUCCCGUCUCUCAAAGAGAGGCAUCCGUUUUUAUGCUUAUAAACUGAAAUCAGGACGGCUCACCCGCCCGAAAUUCAAGAAAAGUCUGGCUUCCGUAGCUUCAUACCGGAUCAGGAGCAGAAGUGCACAGAACAUUAAAAAACGUAUACAGUCAGCAAUUUCAGUUGGUGCUGGGGCCCGUUUGAGUGGAUCCCCCGAGGCCUCUUCCAGUCUUGACAGCUUCGGUCAUGAACAAUGCUUAGCUAUUGCAAAGAUGUUGUUUACUCAGACGAAGAAGACGAAGCCACGCCCUAAUAACUCGGAUAUUUUAUCGCUAGCUCGGUCAGUUUGCUGCAAAGUAAGACUUAAAGAUUCAUUGGAGGCAAGCUAUGGAGUCUUGAUGCCAGAACGCAUAUAUUUAAAGGCAGCCAAACUCUGCAGUGAGCAAAAUGUCUUAGUAAGUUGGCAUUUGGAUGGAUUUAUUUGCCCAAACGGAUGUGGGCCGUUGAAUGAUCAUCCACAUUGUAUUCCACCUUUGGUUCCUCUACUCAGUAGGCCUAGAUUUGCAACACACAGUGCUGCUAAUGCAAGUGAGUGGAGAUCGGACGAGUCUCACUUUGUUAUUGAUUGCCAACAGAUAAGGCACGAGCCAUCUGAUAGGACAAUAAUCUUGUGUGAUGACAUUAGUUUUGGGCGGGAAUCGGUUCCCAUAACAUGUGUGGUUGAAGACAACUUUCUCGGGUCCCUCCACAUCGCUCCGGAUGAUUCUGAUGGCCAGAUAGCACUACCUUGGGAGAGCUUUAGUUACGUGACUAAGCCAAUUAUAGAUCAAUCAAUGCAACUUGAUAUCUAUAGUUCACAGUUAGGGUGCUCUUGUCCUAAUUUGACAUGCUCUUCUCAAACCUGUGAUCAUGUGUACCUUUUUGAGAAUGACUAUGAAGAUGCAAGAGACAUUCAUGGCCAGCCAAUGUGUGGUAGGUUCCCAUAUGAUGACAGAGGGAGAAUCAUUUUAGAGGAGGGAUAUGUAGUCUAUGAGUGCAACCAGCGGUGUAGCUGUGGUAAAUCUUGUCAAAACAGAGUGUUGCAGAAUGGCGUUCAAGUGAAGCUUGAGAUAUUCAAAACUGAGACAAAGGGGUGGGCUGUCAGGGCCAGAGAAGCAAUCAUUCGUGGUACUUUUGUGUGUGAGUUCAUCGGUGAGGUAAUUGAUGAAGAGGAGGCUAAUAGGAGGCGCUGUAGGUAUGGGAAAGAAGGUUGUGCAUAUUUUUUGGAUAUUGAUGCACAAAUAAAUGAUAUGAGCAGACUGGUUGAGGGGAAAUCUCCGUAUGUGAUUGAUGCCACAAAUUAUGGUAACAUUUCUCGUUAUAUCAAUCAUAGCUGCUCACCAAAUAUGGCAAAUCACCAAGUGGUUGUGGAGAGCAUGGAUUAUCAACUUGCGCAUAUUGGCCUUUAUGCCGCCAGAGAUAUACUUGCAGGCGAAGAACUGACAUUUGAUUAUCACUACAAAUCCUUGCCCGCAGAAGAAGGGAUUCCAUGCCUUUGUGGAUCUUCCCAUUGCAGAGGUCGACUUUACUAAGCCACCCUGCUUUGUCACAAUUAUGGUAAACCAAGAUCGACCCGGAUGUAUCUAUGUUCCUUAGAGAGCCUCAAUCUCGCCAAGGAGGUGGAUGUUAUGAGGUGGACGUCAUGAAGAAAGGGGAUAUCAGAGGUCACAGGGAUGGUCACCGCAUAAGAUGGUGGGAAAGGUUAUGGAGUUGGAUGUUAUCGAAGCUAUGGUAGUGGUGGCGAUGACUAUGGCGGUGGCAAGGCGGCAAGGUUACUGAAGGAGCUAAGCUACUUUGAUGGAAUAAGAAAAUGGUCCUAGGAGAAAAAUGAGAAUGCAUCUGGACUAUUAGAUUUGUUUUAUGUGAAAUUCAAUGUGAAUUAGAUGAAACUGUAAUGUGUACAAAGUGAAAUUGAAUUGUGCAGCACAAAGGGUACGAUACAGUGACAUUAUGUGAAGUUAAAUUGUGCAUUAGGAGAAAUCGAAAUAUGCACUAGGUGAAACUAAAAUGUGCGGAAUAAAAGGUACGAUGUGAUGCCAUUUUUGUACCUUUUAUUUUGCACAUUUCAAUUUCUCCCAAUGCACAUUUGAGUUUAACUUUUUAUUCUGUACAUUUCAACUUCAUCUAAUGUACUUUUCAAUUUCACUAAAUGCACAAUUCAGUUUCAUAUAAUACAAUCCAACGAUGCAGAUUCAUUCUCAUUUCUCUCAUGAGAGCCCUUUCUUACCAAAACCGC